CUAUCUCAUUUUAUUUCGCCGACAGGUUUUAUGAUGGCUUGUCUGCUCUAUGUGUAGUAUCUCUAUGAUACAACGUGGUAUCUAGCCGACAAGUGAAGUAGAAAUUUUGUACAGUCGUGCCAAUCAUAUUUUUCUUAAGUUGGCAGAACUUGCUAUGUUGGAAGAACGCAUCACCAGAGUCACUAAGUGUGAAGUCUGCCACAGGAGCAGAGAAAAUUGUUAAAUUAUUUCAUACUCAAUUAAAAUUACCAAAUCUGCCACCAAAUAUCUCCAAUGGCUGGCAAGUCAUCUAAAGGAGCAGAAGAAUUAAACUUUGAUUAAAAUUUUCUUCUAUGAAAUAUUAAUAUCAUUGUAAAAAUAAAGUUAUGUCAACAGAGGAAUCAACGCCCCCAGCUAUGGACAUAGAUACGACCAGCGAUAAUACUUCGAUAGAUGACAAAAUUGAAGACUUUUGUGAAAAUCCAACUCGAGACGCACUAACGGAAGGUUUAAUGAGUUUAUUAAAACCUACGGUUGAUCAACUGGACGAAAGAAUUCGUGCUACUAGAAUCUGCCAAAUAGAAUUGAAGCAACGUAUUGAAUCAUUGUCAGACGUAUUAAAUAAAAUUAACGAAGCACUUCAAUGUCCAUUCGAGACUGAUUCUUACGUUAAGAAGUUAAUUAAUGCUAAACAAAAGAUAACCGUAGUAAGUAACAUUUUGCAAGUUACUCAAGAACGAAUAAAUAAGCUUCAUCAAGCUGUAGAAAAAAAUACCUCAAAGAGGAAAGCUUUAUUGGAUCAUAGUUCAAUAUAUAGUAGUAGUAGUAGUAGUACAACUCAUGUGGUGGAAGAGAAAGAAGUGGGAACGGAAAAUUAAACAUA
Messenger RNA from Polistes dominula (European paper wasp), 862 nucleotides. It is a transcript of the gene Snapin, whose product is annotated as SNAP associated protein. Gene Ontology annotation, biological process: synaptic vesicle exocytosis; lysosome organization; lysosome localization. Gene Ontology annotation, cellular component: BORC complex; synaptic vesicle; BLOC-1 complex. The record is from RefSeq and is a predicted model, not a curated record. NCBI's taxonomy places the organism in Eukaryota, Metazoa, Arthropoda, Insecta, Hymenoptera, Vespidae. Gene Ontology annotation, molecular function: SNARE binding.